AUGAAAACUGAAAUGCAUUUACUUGAUGUUUCACAACAACCAACAAUCAACAACAAACCAUUGAGCAAUGAAAACAUUCAACAUGGAGUUGACACAUUCGAUGAGCAUGACACAACAACGAAUGCAAUUUGCUUUACACUCCGCAUGAUUGCAAAACAUCCAAAAAUACAAGAAAAAUUAAACAAGAAUAUCCAAAAUGAGAUCGAAGAUGGAGAAUUGACAUUCAAAGCUUGA
This is a messenger RNA of Chironomus riparius, 234 nucleotides long. The record is from the annotation of a GenBank genome assembly. NCBI's taxonomy places the organism in Eukaryota, Metazoa, Arthropoda, Insecta, Diptera, Chironomidae.